AUGCAGGCGGGGGGCGGCUGGUUCGUGCCCUGGACCAUGGGCAUGCAAAAAUUCGCAGUCGCUCUGCCCAUGGGCGGGGUAAUGCCCCUGGUGCCGCCCUUGCUGGCCGCCUUGCCGCCUGCGCCGCCGCCCUUGCGGCUGAUCGCUCCUUUACCUCACACUCAGGGUAGAAAGGGCGAAAAGGACAACGGAAAGAACUGUAUACUGUCAUGCGAGAAAAGGAAAGCCGAUGACACAGAUAUUAAUAAAGAUCUAAAGAAGGCGAAACUAGAGACGAAAGCACUGAAAGCCAAAAGGCCGGGAUUCACAGACGACAGAUAUAAUGAAACAUCAUAUUACAUGGAAAAUGGACUCAGGAAAGUAUACCCAUACUACUUCACAUUCACCACCUUCACGAAAGGCAGAUGGGUCGGCGAGAAAAUCCUCGACGUCUUCGCGAGGGAGUUCAGGGCGCACCCCGCGGCCGAAUACGAAAGGUGCAUCAGGGCUGGCACCCUCACGGUCAACUACGAAAGGGUCGACCCCGACUACAGACUCAAACACAACGACCUUCUAGCUAACGUUGUGCAUAGGCACGAAGUACCAGUGACCAGCCAACCGAUCACCCUCGUUCAUAUCGACGAGGACAUAGUGGUUGUCAACAAACCAGCCUCUAUUCCCGUGCAUCCCUGCGGCCGGUACAGGCACAACACCGUCGUAUUUAUCCUGGCGAAGGAGUACAACUUGAAGAACUUGAGGACCAUACAUAGACUCGACAGGCUGACGUCAGGUCUUCUGCUAUUCGGGAGGAGUCCAAAGAAGGCGAGACAGAUGGAACAUCAGAUCAGGAAUCGGCAAGUGCAGAAGGAGUACGUGUGUAGGGUGGACGGCGAAUUUCCCACUGAAGAAAUUGAAUGCACGGAACCGAUAGAAGUCGUCAGCUACAAGAUCGGCGUGUGCAAAGUGUCUUCGAAGGGCAAGGAUUGCUCGACGAUCUUCAAGCGUCUCGGCUUCAACGCCCGGAGCAACACCAGCGUGGUGCUGUGCCGCCCGAAGACCGGCAGGAUGCAUCAGAUCAGAGUGCAUUUGCAGUACUUAGGAUAUCCUGUCGUAAACGAUCCGCUAUACAACCAUCCAGUAUUUGGUCCGCUCCGUGGCAAGGGUGGUGACACUGGAGGCAAAUCUGAUGAAGAGCUAGUGAGAGACCUCAUCGCCAUACACAAUGCUGAGAAUUGGCUUGGCGUUGACGCGGCUGAUGAUGACAUGCUUUUCUCAAAGCCACCGACGGAUGAUAAAGUAGGGGAAGACGAAUGUGAUCCUGGACUAGCAUCCAGGGAAUCGUCACCUAGACUGGAGUCACCAGCCCCCGGGAUUACUCCAUCUACUGUUAUGACUCCUACCCUCCCGAGUCCGUCGAGCGGUUCCGAAGCUCCAGCGGACGAGGCGUGCAACAUAUCACACUCACCCAUUGCUUCGCCACACUGCAACGACGAUUCCAGCGAUGCCAAGUCGGACAAGGUGACCGUCGCGACCCAGACGGGCUGCAAUCCACCCCUAGCCCCACCCCAGAGUGGGUCUAGCCCCACGACAGAGGCCCUGACCCCCGACCCUCACUGUUACGAGUGCAGAGUGAGAUACCGAGACCCGCGCCCCAGGGACCUCAUCAUGUACCUACACGCCUGGAAAUAUAAGGGACCGGGCUGGGAGUACGAGACGGAGCUGCCACAGUGGGCAAACGUUGAUUGGGAGGAGUCAGAUAGUUCAUAG
This is a messenger RNA of Leptosia nina, 1746 nucleotides long. The record is from the annotation of a GenBank genome assembly. NCBI's taxonomy places the organism in Eukaryota, Metazoa, Arthropoda, Insecta, Lepidoptera, Pieridae.